Messenger RNA from Dendroctonus ponderosae (mountain pine beetle), 2173 nucleotides. It is a transcript of the gene wgn, whose product is annotated as tumor necrosis factor receptor superfamily member wengen. Bases 490 to 1284 code for a protein of 264 amino acids. Gene Ontology annotation, molecular function: protein binding. The transcript is spliced from 5 exons. NCBI's taxonomy places the organism in Eukaryota, Metazoa, Arthropoda, Insecta, Coleoptera, Curculionidae. The record is from RefSeq and is a predicted model, not a curated record.
ACGAAAGCGGAUCUUGCGAUUCGCUUCUUGUAAUUAUCGGCGAACUUCCGAAAUCCUGUGCUUUUCGUUUUGUGGUCGACUUUGUGAUGGUUCUCUGGAACCUCAGGUUCUUCCCUGGUUUGCCUUUCAAGUAGCUGGACAUUUUCAACCUUUCGAAGAUUCAGAGUGCUGUGCUUUGUUGGCCGGUUUCGGUGGUAGUUUUUUUCGAAGAAAAUCGCCAAUCUGAUCAGUGAAAACGUUCGGGAAAAUGCUGAAAAACUGGCAUCGGAACGCAAGCGCGCGUUUAUCCACCUCGUUUCGAAAAUAAAUUCUAUGGCGGGAUUCAGUCGCGUUUUGCGUAUCGAAUUUAUCGGUUUGUGACUGCCAGCCCGUCAACUUGCGCUUCUUCUUUACGAAUCUCGACCGGAAAAUAUUAUGUUGUCGUGGUUCUUCAAGUUUUUCUCUUCGAGGUGUUUUUUGCGAUAAAGUCGCUCGGAUAUUUCGAGACGCAUGGCGGAUUUUAAGGCGGUCGGGGUGAUGGUAAAAACCAACUCGCCCACACUCUUUCUUCUGCUAUUGACCACAAGUACAGUACUUGCCUCAAUUUGCCCGAAACACCAGUACCUGAACGCUCAACAGCAACGUUGCAUGAAUUGUACAGAGUGUUCGCAAGGAACCAUCGUUUUACUGCCUUGCGAACUGCACAGAGACACUCAUUGUGGGCCGAUUAGUGAUUUAAGUGAACUGUUGGUGGAAAACAGUGGAAACCCUCAUCGACACCAUCAUGACAGGCAUCGACACGAAAAGCACCGAAAUAAAGAGGGAGAGCUGGUUUGGAGAUAUGGGGAAGAUGUACGUGGAGACGCACCCUCACCGGCGGCACUGGAAGUCGCCAGUUCAGAGGCGCCGUUCUCCAGCGCCGAGACGCUCGUCUGGGAUUGGCAGGCGAUUGCCCUGACUUCGGCUGUAUUCGCCUGCAUCCUGUUUUUUCUUGUGAUCACCCUGUACUCGUUGCACCAGGCCAGACAGUGGCGGCGCUUGAAAGAGAAUUUCGAAGCUGAUGUGGAGGAACUUUCAGCUCGUCUCUCCUUAAUGGCGGCUACAUCGACGGAGAAAUGCGAAUUUCUCGAAAGCGAGGGUACAGGGUUUGUGAUGGGUAGUUCAUCUGCAACCGACCAGAAUUAUCUCGACACCAGAUGUGUUUACUUGGAACAACUGCUCAGCGUGAGAAAAGAGGACGAGAAAAAUAGCAGCUCUAAGCCGAAAGGAAAUGUCUACAUCGAAGAAAAUAAAGCCCAAAACUAGGCAUUUUCCCAACCGUAUACCGUAACCAACGUAUAUCGUUUUAAAAAAACCUAGUGAUUGAGUAUCCCGAGUUAGAGGAAGAUCGAACGCGUCGUUUAGAAGAUUUUAAAUUUAUUAUCUUCUACUUGACACUCUUAAAGGCAAAAAAUACUAUUGAUUUGCACAAAGUAUUCAUUAGUAAAGUGUUAAAAUCCGUUGUAAAGUAAUACGCGAAGUUACGAAAUGCACGUAUUUCUGAUUUAUGUGUUGUAAUAUAAUCAGAUAAUAUUUGCUGUUGAAUGUUCUAUUGUUCCUUGACUUUAUUUUUAAGUGCUUAUGUUAAGAGGGGAUUUGGAGUUGAAGGUCCUUCAGGAAACUCUCGAGAGUAUGGGUUCUUUCAAUCAACCAACACAACUUGAUAAAAGUAAGGAUUUCUGAAUUAUUUUCAACUCUGUCAUCAGCCGAUGUUUCUCACAGGGAAACAAUAGAUCGGUUGGUGCUCCAACAUUUGUAAUUACGCGCAUAAUUUAUUGUCUCAAUAAUUAUUAUUGUAAAUAACUAUCUUCCAGUAGCUCUGAAAAGUGGCAUUACAAAUUGUAUAUUAAUUAAACUAAAUUUUAUUUAUUCUUAAAUAAAUGUGGCUGCUUAGCUAUUAGGGGCUCUCGUCCAAAUAUUUUCGCUAAUGUGCAAAGUACACCUUGAGUAGAAGCUAUUUAUUUUCUUAGACACUAACCGGCUAGUAUAUGUAUAUUUUGAUUUUUCCAUUUGUAAAAGUUACGACUAAGUCAGAGAAUGAUUACAUGCAAAGUUUAUUAUGAUUCUCCCAUUUUUGUAGAUAUGGCCUAGAUUAAUGCGGGCGUGAUAUGUAUUAGAUUAUUGCAUAAAUAUAUUGUCACACUGUCGUAAAACA